GUGAAGCGCGUCCUGGGAAACCGCCAUCCCCCUUGCUGUGCCUGUGCCUGGUGCAGCCGCCCGUGUCUGGCUCCGCUCCUGGGGGUUUGGUGUGCGGGGGCUGCUCCGGGCUGAGCUGAGGGAAGCCCCUCGCUGGCCCCGCGGGGAGGUGGAAACGCGGGUGGAUUUAAGACUGUCGUGAUAACUUCGUUUCGCGGUGACACUUCUGUUUCCUUGGCCGCACAGGACACGCCCCGCGCGUGAUCUCCAGCACUUGCCUGGCCCGCUGGUCUGUCCAUGGCGCACAUCACCAUCAACCAGUAUUUGCAGCAGCUUCCAUCUCCAGAAGACAAAUGUCAACAAGUUCUGGAGCCACCAUACGAUGAAAUGUUUGCUGCUCACUUAAGAUGUACUUACGCUGUUGGAAACCAUGACUUUAUUGAAGCUUACAAAUGCCAAACAGUUAUAGUACAAUCAUUCCUGCGAGCAUUUCAAGCACAUAAAGAAGAAAACUGGGCUUUGCCUAUUAUGUAUGCUGUAGCACUUGAUCUUCGAAUUUUUGCUAAUAAUGCUGAUCAACAGCUGGUGAAGAAAGGGAAAAGCAAAGUUGGUGACAUGUUGGAAAAAGCAGCAGAAUUGCUGAUGAGCUGUUUUCGCGUCUGUGCCAGUGACACUCGAGCUGGCAUUGAUGACUCCAAAAAGUGGGGAAUGUUGUUUCUGGUGAAUCAGCUGUUUAAAAUCUAUUUUAAGAUUAACAAACUUCAUCUAUGUAAACCAUUAAUUAGAGCUAUUGACAGCUCAAAUCUGAAAGAUGAGUACAGCAUGGCACAGAGAGUUACGUUCAAAUACUACGUUGGACGCAAGGCGAUGUUUGACAGUGAUUUUAAGCAAGCUGAAGAGUAUCUGUCAUUCGCCUUUGAGCACUGUCACCGUUCAAGUCAGAAAAACAAAAGGAUGAUUUUGAUUUAUCUUUUGCCAGUAAAAAUGUUAUUGGGCCAUAUGCCAACAAUUCAACUUUUGAAAAAGUAUGAGCUUAUGCAGUUUGCUGAAGUAACUAAGGCUGUGAGUGAAGGAAAUCUUCUGCUAUUGAAUGAUGCUCUGACAAAACACGAGACCUUCUUCAUUCGUUGUGGUAUCUUCCUGAUCCUUGAGAAGCUGAAAAUCAUCACCUACAGGAACCUGUUUAAGAAAGUAUAUUUGCUACUUAAAACCCAUCAGCUAUCUCUAGAUGCCUUUCUGGUUGCCCUGAAAUUCAUGCAAGUGGAAGAUGUUGAUAUUGAUGAAGUCCAGUGUAUUUUGGCUAAUCUUAUAUACAUGGGUCAUAUUAAAGGAUAUAUAUCUCAUCAACAUCAGAAGCUUGUGGUCAGUAAGCAGAACCCAUUCCCUCCACUUUCUACAGUGUGUUGAGUUUACUGCACCUUAGAUGGAGUAUUUAUAAGAGACUCUACUUGUCAAUGGAACUGUUUCUCAAAUUGCUCAGUGGAAACUGUUAAUGACCUGGUUAUGUUCAUUACUGGAAUACACAAAAACUGUUCAUGACUCCUUUCCCAGUGGGAUAGGGCCUGCCAGCUUGACCAAGCACAGAGAACAAAAUGCUUCCUUUUUAAAGUUAGUUUCUACAAACCCUGAAGUAUAGUGGCUGGAAAAGAAACAAGAACAUUUGCAAAAUUUCAGCUACACUUUUUAAAAAGCCUGCCUCACCUGUCUCAAAUGUCAUGUGUAGUGACACCCCUUUAUAUUCCCGUAACUAUUUCUGUCCUUAUCUGUCAAAAGCAAGUGUCCAUCGGCGACACAAUCAUUCUUCAUAGGCAGAAACAAUGCUUUUAUUUCACCUGUUCUUGACUUAACUCCCAGUUAUGUGAAACUUCGUUUUUUUCGGUAAUCUUGGUUGUAUCCAACGCUCUUCGAACCCUCUUUAAAAAUUAAGGACCCAUGCCUGAUAAGUGCUGCACCCCUGGAACCUCACUUCAAUUUCAAUAGGAUUUCUGAGUGUACAGCAGGGUGUGAGGUGUGGUUACCAAAGGCCCAAUUCUGAGCAGCAAUAGGUAACUGUACUUGUUAAAGUUUCCCUUUGAGGCACAAGAAUUUAUUUAGGCAACCUAGUCCUACUCCAUUUUAAUUCUGAUUUUGUGGAAUAUUUCUGCCAGUAGGUCCAUUCGUUUAAGUGUUCUUUAUUUUUGCACAGCUUACCUGUUGUUCAUGCUGGUUGUUUUGUAAAAUAAUAAACCAAAUGUGAUAUUUUU
Messenger RNA from Malaclemys terrapin pileata, 2222 nucleotides. RefSeq names its product PCI domain containing 2 (gene PCID2). The record is from RefSeq and is a predicted model, not a curated record. Gene Ontology annotation, biological process: post-transcriptional tethering of RNA polymerase II gene DNA at nuclear periphery; transcription elongation by RNA polymerase II; poly(A)+ mRNA export from nucleus. Gene Ontology annotation, molecular function: RNA binding; double-stranded DNA binding. The transcript has 13 exons. Gene Ontology annotation, cellular component: transcription export complex 2. The coding region runs from base 277 to 1386 and encodes 369 amino acids. Lineage: Eukaryota; Metazoa; Chordata; Testudines; Emydidae.